This is a messenger RNA of Aphis gossypii (cotton aphid), 1920 nucleotides long. RefSeq names its product E3 ubiquitin-protein ligase RNF168-like. Gene Ontology annotation, molecular function: ubiquitin-protein transferase activity; nucleosome binding. The record is from RefSeq and is a predicted model, not a curated record. NCBI's taxonomy places the organism in Eukaryota, Metazoa, Arthropoda, Insecta, Hemiptera, Aphididae. Gene Ontology annotation, biological process: double-strand break repair. The coding region runs from base 386 to 1795 and encodes 469 amino acids. Gene Ontology annotation, cellular component: site of double-strand break; nucleus. The transcript is spliced from 11 exons.
GGAACCUGCCGAUAACGUGAUAUUGAAUACAAUAACGACUACGGACCAUAGGUCUAUGCUACGGACUGAGGUGAAUGUUCAUCCCCCUUGAAAGUUGUAAGUCGAAUGCUUGAAUACAGUUACGAAUAAUGUUUACUACUGUUGAAGUGUUGACAUCAACGUAUUAUCUGACGGCUUCAGUUUUAAUGGUCAGUGAUUUUAUUUUGUUUAAUUAAUUCGUCAAUUCUUUAUGAGCUAAUGAUCAUUUAUGUCAUUUUAAUUUAUAUUUAUUAAUUUUAAGACAGAACGGUUAACUUACUAUGACGUUAUGAUAAUUUAAUAACUCAUUUCAAGAAAUUAAUUUAAUGAUCUAUCACUUAAUAUACAUUUAUGACUUAAUUGUGAAAUGAAAACAAAAAAUCAAACAAUAACAAUGAAUUCCAAAAAAAUAGAAAAAAAAUUAGGUCUUGAAGAAGUAUUUUGUAUAGCAUGCAGAUGCAUUUAUUUACAACCUGUGACAAUGCCUUGUGGUCAUACACUCUGUCUGGAAUGUUUCAAAAAUAUGGUGAAUUUAACAGCAUAUCAGUGUCCAAUUUGCCGCAGACGUAUCAGUAAUUGGCUUCGUAAAUUCAAACAUGACUGGAAUGCCAUGCUUAAUGUGAACUUCUGGGAAGCUAUAAAACAGCAGUACCCAGUAGAAGUACAGAAGAGGUUAAAUGAUGAAGAUGAUGGCCUUGAAGAACGUAUAGUUAACCAUGACUUUAGUCGAAUUGAACUUAAAGAAGGAGAAAUCAAAAAAGAAUUUGAUGAUAUGCAAAUGAAUAUUAAUAAAGAACAAAGAGAAAAAGAGUUGCACAGCUUGGAACUUGCUAAAAAAUUACAAGAAGAAGAAGAAGCUAUAAAUCAAACUCAAAUAUUAUUAAAUGAAGAAUUAACACGGGAAGAUUGUAUACUUGCAACAAAAAUUCAAGAAAAUAUAACAAAAGAACUUCUUCAAGAAGAAAAAAAUUUAAUCCAAUCAGAUAUGGAUUUGGCAACAAAAUUAAACGAUCAAAUAAUAUUGACUCAAAUACCAUAUUGUGUGAAUAAUCCAGCUUCUAAAAAAAAUCAAAUUAAAAGAGGACCUUUGGAUAAAAUAUUUUCUAAGACAGCCGAAAAUAAUUCUAAGAUACAACGGAAUAAUAAUACACAAGACUGUAGUUUAUCUUUAUCUAACACUAUCAAAGAAGCCAUAUCCAAAAGCUCGAUUCAAUCUUCCAAUGCAUCAUUAUCAAGUUUUUCCUCAGAUCCGUGUACAAGUUCUUCGGAUAAAAUAUUUUCUAAGACAGCCGAAAAUAAUUCUAAGAUACAAUGGAAUAAUAAUACACAAGACUGUAGUUUAUCGUUAUCUAGCACUGUCAAAGAAGCCAUAUCAAAAAGCUCGAUUCAAUCUUCCAAUGCAUCAUUAUCAAGUUUUUCUUCAGAUCUGUGUACAAGUUCUUCAACUUUUAAUACAUCUGAAAUAUUUGAAAAUGAAAAUUUGGAUACUUGUACUUGUGGACGUUUAGAGGAUAAAUUGACAAGAAAUAGUCCUUGUGCAUUUUGCAUAGCUCAAAUAGAAUUGUUGAACAAAUUAUGGUCUCAACAGCAAAAUGAUUUUAUGAUUGCUAAAAAUUUAGAAAAAAAAUUACGGAUGAGUAAUUUUGAAGAUUAUAAUUUAAGGAAAAGAUCUAAUUCAUCUGUUAGUCUUGGGCAUAAAAAGAAAAGAAAACUAUCUAAAGGACAGCUAACAUUGAAACAAGUAUUAAAAGACAGUGGAAACACAUUGUGUAAAUAGUAUGAACUGUUCUGAAGAAAUAUAUUAACUUUAAGAUAUAUAAUUUAGAAAUAAUAAUUAAAGACAUUGAAGAUUUAUACUUAUAAAUAGUUUUGUAAUAAACAGAAGAAUUUUGUCAACAUAAA